Molecule: messenger RNA, 5760 nt
Organism: Megalobrama amblycephala (Wuchang bream)
Lineage: Eukaryota; Metazoa; Chordata; Actinopteri; Cypriniformes; Xenocyprididae
Gene: clcn2a
Product: chloride channel, voltage-sensitive 2a
Exons: 25
Coding region: 1111-4011 (966 amino acids)
Biological process (GO): chloride transport; transmembrane transport
Cellular component (GO): membrane
Molecular function (GO): voltage-gated chloride channel activity
Source: RefSeq, a predicted model, not a curated record
GACAGAAGUGGAGUCAACCCGCUAUACCAGUGACAGAACCCGCAUAGAUACACACAUAGAUACAUAGACACAUACACUUAGUGAAUGAACAAGCAUUUACUUGUCUUUAAAACUACACAGUCUGUCAAAACACCAUCAGCAACGUACUGGUGAAGACAAAUGCGCAAUUCCUUGGCAUUAAUGACAGGCAAUAGCCGGGACAGAAGUGGAGUCAACCCGCUAUACCAGUGACAGAACCCGCAUAGAUACAUACAUAGAUACAUAGACACAUACACUUAGUGUAUGAACAAGCAUUUACUUGUCUUUAAAACUACACAGUCUGUCAAAACACCAUCAGCAACGUACUGGUGAAGACAAAUGCGCAAUUCCUUGGCAUUAAUGACGGGCAAUAGCUGGGACAGAAGUGGAGUCAACCCGCUAUACCAGUGACAGAACCCGCAUAGAUACAUACAUAGAUACAUAGACACAUACACUUAGUGAAUGAACAAGCAUUUACUUGUCUUUAAAACUUAACAUUCUGUCAAAAUACCAUAAGCACAACGCACUGGUGAAGAAAAAUGCGCAAUUCCAUGCCAUUAAUGACAGGUAAUAGGAACAGAAGUGGAGUCAACCCGCUAUAACGAGUGACGGAACCCGCAUUGCAUCACAGAAUCAAUUCCUGGCCAGUGCACGCGCCCCAGGCUCUGCCGGCUUAAUUACUCCUUUACCUUUCAGCGCGUGCAGUGCACACUAAUCUGAACCGUUUAGGUGAUGCAUUAACACCGUCAAGUAGCCUAUGUGUUGAGGGAAGCGCUAGGCUUUUUUCUUUUUCUUUUUUUUUUCUUUUUUUGAAGUUUAGCUUCCAGUCAGAGGCGAAGACGAGCGAGAGGCAUCAGCAACAGGGCACUGCCAAUUCACUGGCGAGGACAAUUAUACAGAAAGUAUCUCGAUCGUCUAGACGAACAAUUGAGACCUAACAGCACUGACGUCAUUACUCGAUUUUGAUUGCGUUGCUCUAAUUGUGUGGGGAUUUCUUACAUUUUGCGUCAUUAAAUGGAGCGGCGAAGGUGACGUUUGGACUGUUGCGUUCGAGAGGAGCUCUUUCCAAGACUAAAGCCGGCGCGGAAAAAUAUGUAUGGACGCUAUACACAGGAGUUGGGGGCCUAUGCCAAAGAAGAGGCAGCUCGUCUGCGUGAGGAUGGAGCGCUGCGAAGGACCACCAGUGUGCGCGGCCAGGCUCCAGAACUGCUGGAGUAUGAGAAGAAUCCGUGUGCCAAGUGUCAAGUCUGUACGUCACGGUGUCAGAAGUUCCUGAUUUCCCGUGUGGGUGAAGACUGGAUCUUCCUCAUCCUCCUGGGGCUUCUCAUGGCAUUGGUCAGCUGGGCCAUGGACUACACUAUUGCCUUCUGCCAGCAAGCACAGAAGUGGAUGUAUGGUGGUCUGCACAAUAACAUGCUGCUGCAAUACCUGGCCUGGGUCACCUAUCCAGUAGUUCUCAUCACCUUCUCUGCUGGCUUCACACAGAUACUGGCACCACAGGCAGUGGGCUCUGGGAUCCCAGAGAUGAAGACCAUCCUCCGAGGUGUGGUGCUGAAAGAGUACCUCACUUUCAAAACCUUUGUUGCCAAAGUGAUUGGCUUAACUUGUGCCCUUGGAAGUGGCAUGCCUCUGGGCAAAGAGGGACCGUUUGUUCAUGUUGCCAGUCUGUGUGCUGCUCUGUUGAGCAAAUUCAUGGCCUUGUUUGGAGGAAUCUACAUGGAAGAGCCCUUUGAGGGAAACAAGAAUGAGCUGAGGAACACAGAGAUGCUGUCAGCCGCCUGUGCAGUGGGGGUGGGCUGUUGCUUUGCGGCCCCUAUUGGAGGAGUGCUGUUUAGUAUUGAGGUCACAUCUACGUUCUUUGCCGUGAGGAACUACUGGAGAGGAUUCUUCGCUGCAACCUUCAGUGCCUUUAUCUUCAGGGUGCUGGCAGUGUGGAAUAAGGAUGAGGAGACGAUCACAGCUCUCUUUAAAACACGCUUUCGUCUGGACUUUCCCUUUGACCUUCAAGAGCUUCCAGCUUUUGCGGUGCUCGGAAUUGCCAGUGGUUUUGGAGGGGCGUUGUUUGUGUACCUGAACAGGAUCAUAGUGGAGUCUAUGAGAAAACAGAAAACCAUCAACAAGUUUUUGCUAAAAAAAAGACUAGUGUAUCCGGCAGUGGUCACUCUCCUUAUCUCUACACUCACCUUUCCUCCAGGGUUUGGACAGUUCAUGGCAGGACAGCUUACUCAACAUGAGUCACUAGUGGCACUGUUUGACAACCUGACCUGGUACAAGCAAGGUGUUGCUGAGGAGUUUGAGUACUCAAGUCACGUACCUCAGGCCUGGAAGCACCCGCAAGUCAGUGUGUUCAUCACACUCCUCCUCUUCAUUGUCAUGAAGUUCUGGAUGUCAGCUGUGGCCACAACAAUGCCUGUGCCUUGUGGGGCCUUUAUGCCGGUUUUCCUCAUUGGGGCUGCAUUCGGUCGACUGGUCGGCGAGAGUAUGGCCGCUGUCUUCCCAGACGGGAUACACGCCGACGGCACUGUAUAUCCCAUAGUUCCCGGCGGAUAUGCAGUUGUCGGGGCGGCGGCUCUCUCUGGUGCAGUCACUCACACCGUGUCCACCGCUGUCAUUGUGUUCGAGCUGACCGGUCAAAUCUCACACAUCCUGCCUGUGAUGAUCGCUGUGAUAUUGGCCAAUGCCGUGGCUCAGAGUCUACAGCCUUCCCUCUAUGAUUCCAUCAUCCGGAUCCAGAAACUUCCCUACCUGCCAGAGCUGGGCUGGGGACAAGAGAAAUAUAAUAUCCGCGUGGAGGAUAUAAUGGUGAGAGAUGUGCGGUAUAUCACUCUCUCCUCCUCUUACCGGGACCUGCAGGAAGCUCUUGUAACAGGCCAGCUUAAAACCCUGGCCCUGGUGGAGUCCAAAGAGUCCAUGAUCCUGCUGGGUUCUAUAGAGCGCUCCCAGCUGCAGUCACUGCUCUCGCAGCAGCUCGGCCGAGCUCGCAGGCUGGACUACUUGAGAGAACGUGCUCAGGACAAUGGCACCCAUGUGCCCACCUUCCCCCAAGACUCUCCCUCCAAGACUGGCCGUGGUGUACGUUUCCUGAUCUCCACUGAAGAGUCCUCCUACAGCCCCACGCUGACUAACUCCCAGAUCCCCCUCAAGUCUGCUCUGAAGACGGUGUCUGCAAUCAGCAACACAGAGUCACUGAACAGCUCUCCAAAUCUCUCCUCUGGGGAACCUGUGAAGGAGCAAGUAGAGAGCAAAGCUGGCCCCAAGGCUCCUAAGAGGAGCAGGAGGCCCAAGCGUGUGAAGAUACCCAUGGCGGAUACACCUGAUGUAGAAGAUGACAUGUCAACAGCAGAGAUAGCAGAGUGGGAGGAGCAACAGUUGGAUGAGGCUGUUAAUUUCAACAACUGUAAAAUAGACCCCGCCCCCUUUCAGCUGGUGGAACGGACAUCUUUGCAUAAGACACACACCAUUUUCUCACUACUUGGCCUGGAUCAUGCCUAUGUCACCAGUACCGGACGUCUAGUAGGAGUCGUCUCUUUGAAGGAGCUGCGUAAGGCCAUCGAGGGCUCCGUAACUGUGACCGGAGUGAAAGUCCGUCCCCCGCUGGCCAGCUUUCGCGACAGCGGCAACAGCAGCAGCGUCUCAGAGGUCACAGAGCUCCACAAGUUCUGGAGUCGUCACAAGAGCCUGUCAUUGCCACGGGAACCCAACCUCCCCGACCUGGAUGACCAAACGGAGCAGCCGUCCGAGGGCAGCCUGGUGAAUGAGACGGAGUGCACGGAGCUGUCCAGUCAGAACAGCCCUUUACACACAGACGACCAAUCGGAGCUGCCUUACGCUGAUGUCACGCCCCAAGAGGAGCACAUAUCACAGCUCCCCUGUGACUGUAUCAACCCGAUGGAGGACGGCGGCUCGGAGGCAGUCAGCGAGCAGUGCCCAGCUCCGAAUGAGGAAGCGGUGAACAAGGGAGGCCCCUCGCCGUCAGCCGGUCAGCUGGAAUGACGGCUGCUUGCAGUCGGUAACGCACACUUCAUUUACACCAUAAGCGGGAUUGUGAAGUCAGGUUGAGGAAAACCUGGAGGGAGUCUUUAAGCAGUGAAGCACACUUUCUGCUACUAAUCAAACCAACCCCAAUCGCUGGUCCUGCCUUCACACGAAACAUGCCGUGUGUGUUUGUAUGUGUGGGAUGCAUAGGUGCGUGCUGCAGUGUGAGUGCCGUGUGGCUUUGGAUAUGUUCAGUGAUUUCAGGCGGGCUCAUGAGUGAUCCUCUGUUUGCAUGUGUGCAUUUGUCAUAAAUUUGUUUGAUUUGUGGCUUCGUAGUACAUUUGUUUGUGUGUGUGUGAGAUUCAUUUAAAUAAGUUUACGUUCAAUGAUGUCACAACGUUUUUGUGUGUGCUUGCGGGUUUUCAUCAUCAACGUUUUUGUUUGUCGAUUUGUAGCUUCACGGCGCAUUUGUCUGUGUGUUUCUCCGUCUUUGCGCAAGUGACAGAGUGUGCGUAAGAAAAGCUGAGUGUGUGUGCGAGAGUGACUCAGCUGCACCUAGCCAACGCACCCAUCUGGUGCCGACACUUUAAAUCCAAAUAAAAUUGUCUCUGAGAGCCAAACUACAAUUUUGCUCUAAAUAUAGCCCUUAAUAACCCACACUGCAAGGAAACAUGGAGGGACAGAGCGGGGGAAAUAAAGGGAGCGGGUGGGCAAGAGAGGACACAGAAGACACAGGGAGAACAAGAACAUGAUGCAGAAUGAGAGAAAAACAGAAAGGACACAGAAAAUAGAGUCAUGGGAAGGCAGGAGAACGAAUGGGAGAGUGGGGUAAACUCUGUCGCUUUUUACUUAGGCGAUCAACUAGGCAAGAAGAAACAAGUAAUCAGGCAAAUGAAUAUGCAGAAUAUGUAGGGGCACAGAAAUAUGACUUCUCAAAAAAAAAUGGUGUAGUGACACAACUUACCCCACAUUAGGGGUAAGAUGUGUCAUGAUAAGGGGUAAGGUGAACCAUUGGGGAACGUUUGAACUAUUUCUGGAAAAAUGUGAACAUUUAAUGAAUAUAAUCUCAUUUAAAGUUUUAUUUUGCUGCACAAGAUUUACAUUUUCAUAAAUAACUAGAAAAAUGUUGUGAAUUUGCAGUUGGAUGCAAAGCUUAUCUUCACUAUUAGCCACUGGCACCUUUACACACUUUACCCUAAAGCUAAAAUGUAGGGGGAAACAAAAUAUUCAUAGCUAAUUUUUUUUUUUUUUUAUAAUUCAUACCAUGUUUUAUACACUGGCAAUUCACCAAAAUGUGUGAUUAUAUAUAGUACUGUGCAACAGUCUUAGGCCACCACCAGCUUUGUUUUAAUGACCAUCCAUAUUUAUUUUUUGGUCUUUAUUAUGACAUAAACAGAAAACACAGGAAAUAUGUACACAAAAAAAAAAAAAAAAAAAAAAAAAAAAUCAGUAUUCAGUGUGACCUCCUGGACUUCUUCCAUUUUCUCAAAGGAAAAAUCUGAGAAACUUCUCAUCAUAUUUUGAAAGGUUUCUUGGCCUUCCAGUCCUUUUCCAUUCCAUUUAAGUUCAAGAGAGCCAGUUUCCUGGUAUUGCUCAAGUGUAAGGAGAGGCUUACUAAAUACUUGCCAUUUAGCCUAUAGAAGUCGUUUUUUCUGUUUUUAAAGGGUUAGUUCUCCCAAAAGUGAAAAUUCUGUCAUUAAUUACUCACCCUCAUGUUGGCGCACAUUCUCGUCGCUUCAUAACAUUAAGGUUGAACCACUGUAGUCA